Messenger RNA from Solanum pennellii, 1419 nucleotides. Its product is annotated as GDSL esterase/lipase 2-like. The record is from RefSeq and is a predicted model, not a curated record. Gene Ontology annotation, molecular function: hydrolase activity, acting on ester bonds. The transcript has 5 exons. NCBI's taxonomy places the organism in Eukaryota, Viridiplantae, Streptophyta, Magnoliopsida, Solanales, Solanaceae. Bases 9 to 1109 code for a protein of 366 amino acids.
UUACUCUGAUGGCUUUGAUAUCAAACUUGUGCAUCUUUGUUUUGGUAGCACAUUUUGCCAUCACAGUUGUGUGCCAUGAAAGACCUCAUCAAACUGCUCUUUUCGUGUUCGGUGAUUCAAUUUUUGAUCCUGGAAAUAAUAAUUACAUCAACACCAUUGCUAGCUUCCAAGCAAAUUAUUUCCCUUAUGGAGAAUCAUUCUUCAAGUACCCGACUGGCAGGAACUCCAAUGGACGCCUCAUUCCUGAUUUUAUAGCUGAAUAUGCUAAUUUGCCAUUUAUUCCGCCGUAUUUUGAAAUUGGGAAGAAGCAUUUGGUACAUGGAGUAAACUUUGCAUCAGGUGGUUCUGGUUGUUUGGCUGAAACCGCUCGUGGCUUUGUUAUAGAUCUUCAAACUCAGUUGAAAUUAUUCCAAAGCGUGACACAACUGUUGAGGAACAAAGUGGGUGAAACAGAGUCGAAGCAGAUCCUCUCCAACGCUGUAUAUAUUUUUAGCACUGGCAGCAAUGAUUUCUUUGCCCCUUUAUUAGCAAAUUCGACUUUUCAAUAUUCCGAUAGAGAAUAUGUACAGAUGAUUAUGGGCAACUUGACUUCUGUUUUAAAGGGAAUUUAUAAGGAAGGAGGGAGAAAGUUUGUGAUGCUUAAUUUGGGUCCAUUAGGCUGUCUCCCUUUACUGAGAGCUCUCAACCUUCAAAUUGGAGUUACAAAUGGAAGUUGCAUGGAGAAGGCCACAAACUUGGCCAAACUGUUCAAUUCAGCCCUCCCGGAAAUGCUCAAAAAACUAGAGAAGCAAUUGCCUGGAUUUAAGUAUACAAUAUUCAACUUCUUCAAAGUAAUUGCAGAUAGCAUUCAUAAUCCAACAAAACAUGGUUUGAAGAUAUCAGAGACGGCUUGUUGUGGAACGGGUCCAUUUCGAGGGAUUCAUAGUUGUGGAGGGAAGAGGCAGGUAAAAGAGUACGAGUUAUGUGAAAAUGUGAAAGAUUACUUGUUUUUCGACUCUGUUCAUCCCAGUGAGCAGGCCUACCAAAGAUACACAGAAUUAUUAUGGAAUGGAACUCUAGACGUUGUAGCACCUUACAACCUAAAAUCCUUUUUUGAACUUUCAACAUAACCUGAUGAUGGCAUUGGUGGAAUUCUUUUGUUAAAGCGUACUAAAGGAAAGAAUAAAUAAAGUGAAACAUGAUGUUGAAAAGCUUGAUCUCUAAUAAUUUUUCUGUUCUUGUUGUGUUCAACUUAUAAUGAGGAGCCGAUCUUUAGAUUUGAUGAGAUGACUUCAUGUCUUAGUCCUCAUGAUUGAUCAAAGUAGAGACUCAUGCAAUGUAAAUUUUCAAUUGUAUAUGCAGUCAGAGAAGGAUUUGUAACUGAAUGUAUGUUUUGUUAGGGAAUCAUAGUGAGAUCAAUAAAAUUUCCAUUGUAGCUGA